Molecule: messenger RNA, 1557 nt
Organism: Brachypodium distachyon (stiff brome)
Lineage: Eukaryota; Viridiplantae; Streptophyta; Magnoliopsida; Poales; Poaceae
Product: senescence-specific cysteine protease SAG39
Exons: 2
Coding region: 147-1229 (360 amino acids)
Cellular component (GO): lysosome
Molecular function (GO): cysteine-type endopeptidase activity
Source: RefSeq, a predicted model, not a curated record
UCCCCCGCUCGCAGCAUUGGCCAAAGCAACAAGAAGUUGCUUAAGCAACACGCACGUUGGCACGUAGCCAUACACAACACCUGAGCUCCAGUAGCACACACACUCACUCACCACACUUGACUCAGAACAACAACCCUGUAAUAAGCAUGUCUCUGUCCACGCUACUCCUGUACUCCGCUCUCAUCCUGAGCAUCGCCGCCGCCGCCCCCCGCGUCGCGCUCGCGGCGCGGGAGCUCGACGACGUGGCCGUGGGCGCCGCGAUGGCGUCCCGGCACGAGAGCUGGAUGGCGGAGCACGGGCGCACGUACGCGGACGCCGAGGAGAAGGCGCGGCGGCUGGAGAUAUUCCGCGCCAACGCCGAGCGCAUCGACUCGUUUAACAGUAAAGCCGAUGCUGCUGCAGGGGAGAGCGUGGACAGUCAUCGGCUGGCCACCAACAGGUUCGCGGACCUCACGGACGAGGAGUUCCGUGCCGCCAGGACCGGGUUGCGGCGCCCGGCCGCCGUGGCCGGCGCAGUGGGCGGUGGGUUCAGGUAUGAGAACUUUAGCUUGCAGGCUGACGCGGCCGGGAGCAUGGACUGGAGGGCCAUGGGCGCCGUCACCGGCGUCAAGGACCAAGGCUCUUGCGGUUGCUGCUGGGCGUUCUCAGCGGUGGCGGCGAUGGAAGGCCUGACCAAGAUCCGCACAGGGCGUCUAGUCUCCCUCUCCGAACAACAACUCGUAGACUGCGACGUCUACGGGGACGACCAGGGCUGCGAGGGCGGGCUGAUGGACAACGCCUUCCAGUACAUAUCCCGGCAGGGCGGGCUGGCCUCCGAAUCCGCCUACCCGUACAGCGGCGAGGACGGCGGCUCAUGCCGGUCCGGCCGCGCGCAGCCGGCGGCCAGCAUCCGUGGCCACGAGGACGUGCCGGCCAACAACGAGGGCGCCCUGAUGGCCGCCGUGGCGCACCAGCCGGUCUCCGUGGCCAUCAACGGCGGCGACUACGUGUUCCGGUUCUACGACCGCGGCGUGCUCGGCGCCGGCGGGAACGGCGGGUGCGAGAGCACGGAGCUUGACCAUGCUAUCACGGCCGUUGGGUACGGGAUGGCCGGGGACGGGACUGGGUACUGGCUGAUGAAGAAUUCCUGGGGGUCCGGCUGGGGCGAGUCCGGCUACGUCAGGAUCCGCCGUGGGUCUCGCGGUGAAGGCGUCUGCGGCCUCGCCAAGCUCGCCUCGUACCCCGUCUGAUUACAAGUCACUGGCUAGCUGCGUACGUCCGUACGUCAUGUAUAUACUGUACGUGUGACGCGUCCAGGCAUGGCUUAAACUAGAUUGGCACUAUUCUAAAAUGAAUUAAGAUGCAUGUAAAAUAGAAGUAGGGCCGGUACAGUGGUGGCAAUGACGGCUCGAUCGCGCAGCAAAGAAAAGGACCGAUGCGCGGGGUUGUUUGUACGUACAGUAGCUGCGUGUGCGUAUAGAUAUCAUGAAACCAUGAUGGAAUUUGUACAGAUUGGCUUGUAACACUCAAGUGUGUAUACAUACUUAUAUAUAUAGAUGAUGUACAGAGUUAUGUAUA